UUCGAGCCCGACAACCCACAAUUCGCCAUGAAAAUCGAACGAUACAAUGCUUUAGUCAAACAAAAAAAUAAAUAAAUUUCAAAUUCAGAAUUUAAAAGAUUGUGGCGAUUUCACAUAAUAUGUUCCAAUUACAAUAUAACGAUGAGACUUUUAAAAUUUAAAUACAGAAUUACGUGAAUAACGGAUAUUUUGACAAUGUUGAACAUAAUAGUGUUGUUAUUGCAAACGACUUUUAUACUGGCAAGGGAGCCGAAACAAGUGACUUUGGUCAAUCAAGGUACAAUAUCUGGAAUGUACAUUACGAGGUUUCGUACUAAACGUGUGGCCGCUUACGUUGGCGUUCCGUAUGCUCAACCGCCGGUUGAAUUUCGAAGAUUUGCUGCUCCGGAAAUCGCGAAUCUGCCACAGUGGGAGGGCGUCAGGAAUGCAACAAUAUUCGCGCCGGAUUGCAUGCAGAGGGUUCUUAAGAAAGAAGACUUGCAGAAUCCAUUGAAGAAGCACGAUGAAUUGUUUAUGAAGCUACUAGAAUCGCAGAUGGAGGAGCCUAGGGAGAAAGAGUAUUCGGAAGACUGUUUAUACCUCAAUGUCUACGUGCCUGAUGGUGAGUAA
Molecule: messenger RNA, 609 nt
Organism: Bombyx mandarina (wild silkworm)
Lineage: Eukaryota; Metazoa; Arthropoda; Insecta; Lepidoptera; Bombycidae
Product: carboxylesterase 1C
Source: RefSeq, a predicted model, not a curated record